GGAGGAGAAGGCAGCGUGAGGAGGGAGCCGUGCCCUCGACUGGAGGCAGGAGGACCGACGGGGCGGCCGCGCUGGGGACAGGUGUCCUAGGGCUGGGAAGCCGUGGUGCCGCACCCGACACUCCGCCCCGAGCUCUCUCGGAUCCUGAGGCGUAUGGAACCUCAAGGUCUUUGUGAUAAUGGAAACCAAAAAAUUGAUUGGUAAACCGCUUCAGCCAGCAAGACCAGUUCGACAUCUGUCUUCUCCCCAUGGAGCAGCAUUCCCCUUUAAUUUUCAAAAUGAAAAUCCAUGCAGCACUCAGUGUUUACAAAGUGGAGUUGGCAGGUGUAAGACUAAUGGAAUGCAAACCUUCACUCAAGGUCUUAAUCAACCACAGCAGCAUCAGUCUCCAGUCAAAAAAGAAAGAAUUAAAUAUAGCAGAGAUUUCCUGUUGAAGCUCUCAAGUGUUUCCAUCUGUAGAAAGAAACCAGACUUUCUGCCUGAUCAUCCCAUUGUACUCCAGAAGCCAGAAAACAACCAAAGUUUUAAGUAGCAUUUAUAAGAACAGAUGAUUUUGAAGAUAAAGAAUCGUUCAUUUUAUAUUUUGGACACCUAAAAAUGAAGUGGAUCUAGUAACAAUAACUGCGAUGGACCGUGACAAUCCAAUUUAUUUUUCAUUUCAAUGGUUGACUAUUUGGUUUUCCCUAAAAUGAGUAAGAAAUAUUUUAACCUAUAAAGAACUUUCUUUCUAAUCAGCUUCAGCUUUUGCAGGCAAGCAACUGCAUAAUUUGGGAAAUAACACUGGAAAGUAGUAAUUGACUUAGUUUUGUGGGAAGACCCGGUAUUUAUAAUUUGCACGUUACUUGCAAUUUUUUUGUUUUUCAUCAUUUGUAAUAAUGGAAUGGAAAUGCAAGCUGUAAACGAUUCUCAAAUAUAAAAUAUUUGCUACUA
Gracilinanus agilis (Agile Gracile Mouse Opossum) is the source of this 930-nucleotide messenger RNA. RefSeq names its product chromosome 1 C8orf88 homolog (gene C1H8orf88). NCBI's taxonomy places the organism in Eukaryota, Metazoa, Chordata, Mammalia, Didelphimorphia, Didelphidae. Bases 179 to 532 code for a protein of 117 amino acids. The record is from RefSeq and is a predicted model, not a curated record. Gene Ontology annotation, cellular component: cytoplasm. Gene Ontology annotation, biological process: negative regulation of translational initiation. Gene Ontology annotation, molecular function: eukaryotic initiation factor 4E binding. The transcript is spliced from 6 exons.